Zingiber officinale is the source of this 1800-nucleotide messenger RNA. Its product is annotated as pectinesterase-like. Gene Ontology annotation, biological process: cell wall modification. Gene Ontology annotation, molecular function: pectinesterase activity; pectinesterase inhibitor activity. The record is from RefSeq and is a predicted model, not a curated record. Bases 1 to 1800 code for a protein of 599 amino acids. Lineage: Eukaryota; Viridiplantae; Streptophyta; Magnoliopsida; Zingiberales; Zingiberaceae. The transcript has 3 exons.
AUGUCAGCGUUCCAAGACUUCAGCUACCUCUCUGAGCGCCGCCGUGCAGAGCGUGCGCAGCAACGGAAACGGAUGAUUAUUGCAGCCAGCACCGCAUCGGUUUUCCUUGUUGUGGCUGUCUGUGCAGUCAUUGCAGUCGUAUACAACCCAAAGCCCACCGAAUCCACCCCUAACAGCUCCGCGAAAUCUACGACGGAAACCUUCUCCCCAAAAUCUGACUCUGGCUCUCUCAUCAAAGACUUCCAAACUAACAGCGCCAUCAAGGUCAUUUGUUCCCCCACCGACUACCGCGCCACCUGUGAGUCCACCAUGAAAGGCGCGACCAAUUCCAGCUCCACUCCCAAGGACCUCGUCCGCGCUGCCGUCGCAACCAUCGUCGACGAGGUCGAUAAGGCCUUCAAAAAGUCUGAUGUGAUUGGCACGGCGGACCCAGCGGUCAAGAGCGCCGUGGAGCUGUGCCAGAAGCUGCAUAAGUACGCCCUGAAAGAGCUAGCAAACACCCUGGACACCAUCGAUGCAAACCAUCUGAACCAGCUGCCAAAUAAAGUGCACGAGCUCAAAAACUGGCUCAGCGCCACCUCGACGUACCAGGAGACGUGUAUUGAUGGGUUCCCUGACGGCGAGCAGAAGAACAAGAUGACGACUGAGUUAAAAACGGCCAAGCAGCUUACCAGCAAUGCCCUGGCCAUCGUGGGUAGCUUGCCCUCCUUCCUUUCGCUCAUCAGCAAAGGUGGCCGACGUCUUCUAUCCGAGCCUCCAGUCGAAAAGCCAGAGGUUGUUCGCGAAGAUGGCCUUCCCAAUUGGGUUGACGAUGACGAUCGAAGGUUCCUCCUUGGCCGGGCAACCAAGCAGAUGACGCCCAAUGUCACAGUAGCUAAGGAUGGCAGCAUGGACUUCAAGACCAUAUCCGAGGCACUUGCUAAAAUGCCAACCACAGUAAACGGAAGGUAUGUGAUAUAUGUGAAGGAGGGAGUGUACGAGGAGCAGGUGGUUGUGGAUAUGAACAUGAUCAAUGUUACCAUGUACGGUGACGGCUCGAGGAAGACAGUUAUUACUGGUAGCAAGAACUUCGUCGACGGCACAAAGACCUUUGAAACUGCAACGUUCGCUGCGAUCGGGGACGGGUUCAUAGCGAUGGCGAUCGGGUUCCAAAACACUGCCGGUGCGGUCAAGCAUCAGGCAGUGGCGCUGCGCGUACAGUCGGACCGCGCCAUCUUCCUCAAUUGCCGCAUGGAAGCGUACCAGGACACGCUUUACGCGCAUACUCACAGGCAGUUCUAUCGAGGUUGCCUCAUCCUCGGCACCGUCGAUUUCAUUUUCGGCAACGCAGCUGCUAUCUUCCAGAACUGCAUCCUCAGCGUGCGUCGCCCCCUCGACAACCAGCAGAACAUCGUGCUGGCGCAGGGCCGCACGGACAGCCACGAGGCCACCGGCUUCGUCAUCCACAACUGUCGCUUCACUGCUGAACCAGAACUCGCCUCCGGCGGCAAGAUCCCGAGCUACCUCGGGCGUCCAUGGAAGGAAUUCUCCCACACUGUUGUGAUGGAGUCGGAGAUUGGAGAUUUCAUCAACCCCGACGGGUACAUGCCCUGGGACGGGGACUUCGCGCUGAAGACGCUGUCCUACGCCGAGUACGGCAACAAGGGCGCCGGCGCUGACACUUCGAAACGUGUCAAAUGGCCAGGCUUCAAGGUGAUCAACAGGAAUGAGGCGGUCCCCUACACCCCCACCACCUUCAUCCAGGGAGACGACUGGAUCCCCAAGACGGGCACUCCCGUACGCUUGGGCCUCUUCGAUUGA